Eremomyces bilateralis CBS 781.70 is the source of this 903-nucleotide messenger RNA. RefSeq lists its product as uncharacterized. NCBI's taxonomy places the organism in Eukaryota, Fungi, Ascomycota, Dothideomycetes, Eremomycetales, Eremomycetaceae. Bases 352 to 858 code for a protein of 168 amino acids. The record is from RefSeq and is a predicted model, not a curated record. The transcript has a single exon.
UGCCAGGGGGACAACCACCCUCGGCACAACUGACCGGGGUGCGAGGUAUGUGAAUUAGGUCCAUGUUGAGAGUGGUGUCGUUGAUUGUGGUGUGUAUGUAGAGAUGAGUAUGUUUGGGAUAUGGGAGAGUGUUUUGCGAGGCGAGGAUGCCAAUUUCGGAAGUUGUUCAAUUGACACUGUUAGAUAAAUUUUCGCUAAAUAUUGUGCAUCGUAUAUGUAAUAGUAAAUGACGGACACGUAAAAUUCCGAUUGCAAGAGAUGAGAAGGUAAGAAAAGAUCCAGACUGAAGCGACAUGUAGGAAUCUAAAUACUUGGGCAUUGGAGAAUGGGACGAAGGAGGCGGAGUCAUAGAUGCCAGUUAAAUGCUGCAUGAGGGCCCCCGCAGCACACAGCUAUAGUGAGCUCACGGAUGUUUUUCGUUCACUUCGUAUUCACGAGAACAUGUUCCACCCAACCAAUCAGGAUUUAUGGCAGAUCGAUGGUAGGAAGCUAGGAACUAUCGGUGCGUGUAGGAUGCUGCCGGCUGCGGCUCUAACGUACAUAGCAAGCUCUUUGAUUACACUCAACACAGCCUCACUGCUCGCCCAGUUCAUUGAAGCUGACACUUGCAUGGUGAAACAGCUGCAAAUAACAAACCCUGUCCAGAUGAACUUCGCUGUUGGGUCGAGCAGACCGAAUUGGAAGACCAUAGCCACUCCGUCCUCUUCAAGUUACGACAGCAAUGACGUGGAAAUAGUAGAGGGAGAGUCGGGGGUAUGGGUUGUUUCUAGGAAGGGUGUUUCACUGUCAGCGGAAAGAAAAGUGUGGGAUAAUCGGAAUAGAGAGCUCCACAAUAGACACAGCACAUUAGAAACAUGAAUAGAUGGCAUUGACGAAUCAUAUAUUUCUACCUAUUCUUCUAUG